Messenger RNA from Biomphalaria glabrata, 9199 nucleotides. RefSeq lists its product as uncharacterized. Gene Ontology annotation, cellular component: cytoplasm; plasma membrane. The coding region runs from base 325 to 6141 and encodes 1938 amino acids. NCBI's taxonomy places the organism in Eukaryota, Metazoa, Mollusca, Gastropoda, Planorbidae. Gene Ontology annotation, biological process: endocytosis; endosomal transport. The record is from RefSeq and is a predicted model, not a curated record. The transcript has 19 exons. Gene Ontology annotation, molecular function: calcium ion binding; protein binding.
AUUAUUUUCAUUCAAUGGCUGGAUCAUUCAUGGGGAGGAUUUGUAUUGCUCUCUUCAACCACCCACUACUAAUGUGUCCUCCUCAAGUCUAGAUCUAUGUGUGUGUGUGUGAGUGGUUCUUCUUUCUGAAGUGUUCAUUUGGAAGUGUUCAUCAAAGUGCCACUUUCAAUUAUGUGUGAGAUUCAUUGGCUUUGGAUAGACUCAUAGCAUUGCUCAAUGUUUACCUAAUUAUUUCCAGAAAUGGAUUACUCCAACAGUUCACGACGAAAUCCUUGAUUGGAAACAAAUUAAUUAGGAGAGAGACACAAGUAGUUACACAGCAGCAUGGCGGAGAACUCGGAGAAACAAGAACCAUCAUGGCCACCUAUUGACCAAAGAGAGAGAACUCUGUACGAGAUCUUGUUUUAUAGCCAGGGUCCAGUGGAUGGAUAUCUCUUAGGAGACAGUAUCAGGGAUUUGUUCCUCAAGUCAGGACUACCUCUAACUGUAUUAAGUCAGAUCUGGAACCUGGCUGACGUCAGCAAUGACAAUGUCCUUAACGUCCACGAGUUUGUUCUGGUCAUGCAUCUUAUCACGGGCGUCAUCAAGGGGCUGCCUGUGCCAAAAACGCUGCCCAGAAACUUGACUCCCCCGAAAACUGCACCUGUGAUUCUUCCAGACAUGAGCCCACAAGAAAAGUACGCCUAUUCUCUUGUCUUUCAGUCAUUUGAUGCCAAAAACAAAGGAUCCAUUGAUGUUUCCAUAGCGACAGAGAUUUUUCGUGCCAGUCAGCUGAGUGAUGACGUAUUGAUUCAAAUCUGGGAUCUUGCGGACUUUGGUCGCGACGGGAAGUUGAGUCUUGAAGAAUUUUCCAUAGCAUGCCAUCUGUUGAGACACGUCAAAGAAGGUGGUCAGCUCACUGGACCUGUGGAUAUAUUUCGUUACGCUCCUGGAAGUAUAGCCCAACAGUCUCUGAGGGCUAGAAAAAAAAGAGUGGCAGAGUACGAGGACCACAAGCAAAAGUUAAUGUUAAUGAAAGAGAAAAGAAAAUGUCAGGUGGAUAGAGAGACUCGACGUUUAAAUCUUGCCAAGUCAAAAGUUCAAGUUUUUCAAGAGCUGUAUGAUUUACUCGUAUCACUGGAGACAGAAAUAAAGACAGUAGAGGACAUCCAACAAACAAUAGCCAAAGAAAGUGAUAACAUUCAGAGACAAGAGGAAAUAGUAGACAGAGUGAAGAAAGACCACGAGAAGGUCAGGCAGGAAACUGUCAAGAUCAUUCUUGGUGAGCAGAAGUUUAACAACGACAUCUCCAUCAUAAAGCGAGACACUGACGAGUUGAACAAGAGACUUUUGGCUGUACGGACACCAGCUACCAAAGAUCCAGAUCCGUUCCAUCAGUUGUACGAACAAAGAAAAGAGAAAAGACAAGGCUCGACAAUCAAAGAUUUAGAUAAGAUUGAGAUCCAGGUCCCUUUCGGAUUCUCUCCCUUUGACAUUGACACCCUAUUACAUUCUAAAGCUAUGUCUUGGGCUACGGGAGAUAACUCCGCUGUGCAGUCGCCAGAGAAUGUUAAAAACUUGUUAUUGAACUUGCAUGAGUUUGGUGAACAGUUCCUGGCGACUUGGAGUCAAGAGUUAGUCGUCAACACGGACAAAACACAGAGUGACGAGGAUCAAAUCUUUCAAGAAAUAUAUGAUUGUACUGAUGUCAACUGGCCAGACUGGGACUGGUCAACUGAUGGUCUUCUGGGGCUAACCAACGACCAAGUGUCUCAGUUGAAGCUAAAGCUUACAGAUCUCAGAGAGACCAUCCAGAAGUUAAACUCCGAAGCAGGGAGACUCGUUUUUAGAAAUCCCGAAGACUAUACUGCUAGACAAAGAGCCAGGGAACAGGAAGAGAAAACAGAGAAAUCCCGAGUGCCUAGAAGAUCUAUAACAGAUCGCCUUAGGGCCGGAAUCAAAGGGGCAGGAAGAACCAAAGACGCUUCUAAGAGAUACAGCUAUGCAGGGGAGAGAAGUAUUUCGUUAGACACACCGGAAGUAGCAAGAGCCGCCAGAGAAUAUCGAUUAAACAGACGUUCCCAGAUUGUGGACAACAAUGACUUCCAGGAACACGAAACUCUGAGAGAACAGAGACAUGAAGAAAAGCAACCGUCUAGUAAAGACGACUCGGUAACUAUUCCCAACAUUUCUAAUCCAGACACAUCUACAUUAACCCUCAAAACAAGCCGAAGAAAAGAUGAUCUUUCUUUGGAUUUGGCUUCCAUCGCUUUAGGAAGACGAAUCCAAGUGGAGGAAAUCCCGGUUCCAGUUUCAAGUGAAUGGAAUAAAAAGUCUGAGCAGACAAUACCAGAUCAAAGGACAAAUAUUUUAUCUCGUUCAAAGUCGGAAGACAUUUCUCUGACUACCUCUGCAAGUUACGAACUUUCAUUGGGUAACCGACCACCUUCAAUUCCAGAGACUCCUGUUCGAUCCUCAAAGAAAGUUAGAGCGCCUGAACCUCCAGCUAUCACUGCCAGCUCAACCGCUUUUGUCAACUCAACUGUAACAUCCGAGAAAAACCCAGAUAUUUUCACUUCUGCUGAUCCAAGUUCGACAGAUUCCACCAAUCAAAUCAUUUCACAAAACAACGUACGUGUUACAAAAGCAGAUAGGAACUCUGCAGCAGAUGUAGAGAGCAAAAACAGCAAAGCCUCAAGCGAUUCAUUCUCUGUGCCACAAAGACCUCCUAGACUGAAAAAACGAUUAGGCUCUUCGGAAACCUCUCUAGAGCUUCCAUCCCCAGAGUCUCCACCAGUCCUAAACAGUUAUAGCGCUUUCCAAGGUUUAAUAGACAGUUUAGAUUCUGAACCGUCAAAACAUGAGAAAUCACUUACAAUCCCAGAAAUCAAUCAUCUUGAACAUAUAGUUACACCUAAGGAAGACUCCAAUACAAACGUAGAUAUUAUACAGAUUUGUUCUGACACGAACACAGCUGCUCAAGAAGAAACUAUUAUUACCAAGUUUACUUCAAAUGUACCAAAUACACACGAAACUCUUUCUCUAGAAUCUGAUCAACCUUUUGAGAUCUCCAUUCAAGAGGCUAGACAAUAUCCAGACAGUAAUCCUAUUACGUCAACUGAUUUGGAAGUGUUGGACGAUUCGGUAGACGUCACAAUGUCCAUGGUUCAGAUUCGCGUGGAAGCCAAGUUGCCUAGUAACGCGCAGCUCUUGGAUUCGGACGAUGAGGCCCCUCCACCUCUACCUACUUCUCCUCCACCUCUCCCCAGUUCUGCUCCUCCACCCCUUCCCCUCAGCACAGCGGAGGCACCCUUGAUCGACGUCAGUCUCUUGGACCAAGAAGAAACGCUUAUCAUUACAGAGUACACUAUUCCCUUGACUCUCACUGAACAACAGCGCAGAGAAUUUAAAGGACACAACUCCACGACCUAUUCCGUAAAGGAACACGAGUUAUCGGACUUCGAUCCCCUCUCUACAUACACAUUUUCAGAAAAGAACAACUUUAGUGUCCCCGAUGCUUCCAACAUCCCAGCCAAGACAGGAGAUAUCUUUCAGUCUUUCGACCCACUCCUCGAUUUCACAGAGACAACUGACGUGAAUGCCAACAAGCCGAAUCAGUUUUCAAACAACUUAAUAAAUAUCAACAGUUCGGAUGACCUUGAUGAUUACGUCAGAAAUGGAUCUGAAACGCUUUCCCCAGGAGACAGUGGUCAUUUAACAUUCAGUCUUUCCAGUACUUCUGAAAGUGACGGAGGCAAUGGGCGCGGUAGUCCUGGAAGCUCGGACAGAAAGAGCCCCGCUCGGUCCGCCGACAGCCCAGAAUCUGGCUUCCACGAAACAAUAUUCAGUUCCUCAUCUUCCAACCUGUCCUCGAAACCUCCGAGCAUGUACGAUCAGGACGUCAGAGCCCACAAUAAGAAGCCCAACAUUGCGCCCCAGCCUCAAAACUCAGACAGUUCCGCCUUCGUCAAACAGGAAAACGGUUCUCAAAAUUUGAAGAAGUCGCCGAGUGGUGAGUGGGGCGCGAUGUCCCCCAAGGGCAAAGAGUUGGUGGAUAAGGCCAAACAUUUCGCGGACAUGGUGCAGCCUAAAGUGGUGGUCCGGCGAGAGAAGGAAUCCAGCGUGGAAGGUGAUUUCUCCCAAGACACUCUCCAGAGCCUGGAGCUGCAGAGGAGAGCCAUCAUCUCACAGAGUGUUGUGAAGAGGAAACCCAAUGUCGUCUUGUCCCCAUCAGCUGACCUUGACAAUAAGCUUUUUCAAGAUUCUAUUCAAUCACAAAGUAAGGGACCAAAAAGUGCUAAUCCUAGUGAAUACGGAUACACGUACAUCGAGGAACGUCCAGCCCCACCACCAGAAGUUGGUUGGGUUGACAAACCAGCCGAUAAAAUUAACCUCUACAGUGAAAACGUCAUCAAAGAAGGGGACACUACCGAGGAAAUCAACCGAGAGUCCAUUGCCAACCUGUCCAGCACAAAGCAGCAGUGGGAGAACGUGUUCAAAAGCCAGGAAACAAAUCCAAGUGACACGUCCACGCUGAAGAGGAAGUCCACUCCCAAGUGGGAGGUCCGUUUGCCGUACAAGGAAAAGCCAUCAGCUCCAUUGGUGCCGGAGCAAGAGCAGCAAGAAACAGGGGAGAUAAAGAUGUCUUCCAAGUCUGUGGCUGAAACUGAGAGUGCCAUCGAACGGGAAAUUCGACUGGCUCAUGAAAGGGAAGAAAUGUUGAGGCGUGAGAAAGAGCUAAGGCUCAAAGCUGCCUCUGCUGAAAAACCAAAAAGUCAAGGGCAGACAAUCAUUGCUUCUUUUGAAGCUCAAAGUGCUGAAAGCGAGUCAUAUCAUCCUGCAUACAAUGAGCUAACGGAGGCAGAUAGGGGCCCAGACCUUUGGGGAGUAGGUGCCAAUAAUCGACAUAAUGUAGAAGAUGAUGAAGAUGAAGGUGAUCAGGAGAAGUUUGAUAUUAAUCCAAAUGAAAGCAUCAUUGAGCGGGAAAUCAGACUACAGAGGGAAAGAGAAGAAGAAAUAGCCAAGAUGAGAAAAAAACAGGGAAUAGUAAUCUCAAAAUCUCAAGAAGCACCUACACAGGUUAAAGCUCAGCAUGUUGUCCAGGAACAGUUGGCAGAUGUGAAUCACAACCAUAAAGCAGAAUUGUCCUAUGAAGAGAACUCUCCUCAAGACACAGAAACUUUGAUUGCAAAAGAACUACGAGAGUUACGAGAGAGAGAAGAAGAAAUCAGAAAAAUGCACAGCUCUUUUCAAGGCACCCACAUCAAUGAUGAAAGUGACAGCCAAGUUAGCUGUCAGAAGCCAUCAACCCUAGGGCUUGCUAAAAGUUCACAGCCCUCUCAUGGCUCUCCAUCACCUGGUCAAGGCACAUGGCAGAGAGAUGUAUCACCUUUUCUUUCUCAAAAACGUCGAGAAUCUCAGGAUUCAAAUUCCAGCCACAGUACAGGCCGCACUCCAUCUGAAAGCACACCCGCACUACGCAAUAUCAAAGUUCAGCCACUGGCUGAUGAUAGCAAGGAAGAAAAUAAACCAAACUAUUUUAAGAAACAGGAAACUCCUAUUGAAAGAGAAAUGAGACUCGCCAGGGAACGAGAAAACGAGCUUAGAAGGCAAAAAGGUUUGCCAGAACUUAAAUUCAAUGAAGAUGAUUUUUAUUCUUCUUAUUCUCAUGGCACUGAGAAUGGAACCUCAAAUUCUUCUUCCAAACCCAGUUCUCAUGCUCAGCCAAGUGAUUCCAUGAAAAAAUUUGCUUCCAAUAGAUUACAGCAGGAAUUGAUGCAGCAAAAAGAGAGAGAAUUAGCUCUUCGUAGUGAAGGUAAAAUCAUCUCUACCUCUGAAGAACACAUUGAACCUCUAAAAUACAUGGAGGUGGCCGGAGUGGAUAAAGUGGAUGGAAAAGAAAAAAGAAACUUUGUGACCAAAAGGUCAUCUGUGAUCUACACUGAGAUAGAAGCUGUAACACCAACACAAUCAGAUGUGACAUCCCCAGUAAGCCAGCCUGGCAAGAAAACUGCAUCAGCUGCUGGUGGCCAGUUGUUUUCUUACAAAGAGUUUAAACAAACAGCAGAAUCUAAAAUUGAAAGAGAACUUAGAGAGAUGAGAGAAAGAGAAGAAGAACUCAGAAAACAGAGGAAAGAGGUCACUGGGGAAUCUCCAAGAUAGUUACCAGUUUCAAGUUCACUUCCUAAUGAUACUACUAAGCUUAUUUUUUUUAAUUAAAAUUUUAGCCCUGAACUUUGAAAGGUCAAAGUUUAAUUUGUACAAGAAGAAGUGCCUUAAAGAAAAUUAUUAGCACUUCUUAAAACAUAUCAUGAAUGAUUUCAUAUGAUUAUUACCUAAAUGGAUCUUGUACUUCAUCAGUUGGUUUUGUCUGAAGAAUUUUGUUCAUUACUUCAAAAAGAGAAGUAAAUGAAUCCAAAUUUUGUAACUUAAAAUUGUUUGUGUGGAUAGAUGUAUUAAACAAUUGUUGUCUUUUUUUGGCCAUAAAACAAAUAACUUUUUAACAAAUUUGUAUUUAGCCAUAGUGAAAUGUUUGUGUUUUUGUAUCAAGUAUCUUGUGUUGUACUGCAAGUAAAUAGUGCAAGUAUCUUGUGUAGUACUGCAAGUAAACAGUGCAAGUAUCUUGUGUAGUAAAAGUACCCUUUUAGAGCUUGCAGUCUACUGGGCAGAUGAUGUAAAGCAAAUGUGUUUCUAUGGCCAUGUUUAGUACUGCAAGUAAAUAUAUAGUGCUAGUACCUUGUGUAUUACUGCCAUAAUGAUGAAAACUAAUGAAUUUUUUUUCUUUAAUAUUAUUUGGUUUCGUUUUAUUAAUUUAGUGUACAUGCAAUAUAGCUGACUUGUUAGUUGGUUUAUAUUUCUUAAUGUCUAUUUAUAGUUUUCGUUGUAAUGUUUAAUUUAGUCAACUUAACCAAAGUCAUAUUCUUCUUUUUAUAUUUUUUUGUUAACUCAUAGUGUUGUGAUAAAAAUACUUAAUAUAUAUAUUUAUACACUAUUUUGGUUACAUCAUUAAUUUUUUAAGUUACAGUGAGAGAUAUAUUGACAGUGAAAAAAAAAUGUUAAAAGGUAGCAUUUUUAACAUUCAUUAGGCUACCUCUUUUUGUUAAGACAUUUGUUUAGGGGCCAAGGUUGGAUAGAAAUUCCUAUAUUUAUAUUAUAAUAACAAGGACAUGUUGAGCUUGAUUUUUUAAAGCUAUUUUCCAAUACUUAUAUAACAGUCAUUUUUAUCAGUUGUUGGCUAAGAAUUUAAGACAGAUGGCCAUAUAAAGGUUUUUUUUAAGUCUAGUAUGUGUCACAGGUCGAAGCUAGUUUUGACCUUAGUCAUGUUGAGUGUAUCUCCUGGUCACCUGUAUAUUAGUGUAUUAGAAUUGUCUCUCCCUGUAAUAUAUUUUUUAUAUAUCAUUAUAUUUAUUUUAUAAAUAAUUUUUUUAAACUGCAAAAUGUUUUGUUUAAAAAAAAAAAGCAUAUUUAUCAUUGAAAAAAAAAUCAGAUGAUGCUUUGUAUAUCAUCAUACAUGUCUCAGCCAAAUAUAUGGUUAAUAAUAAAAUGUAUACAGAUUUUGUUAAAUGUAUGCUCACUGUAUAUUGAAAUUAUUUCAUAAUUCUGUUAUACUAAGACAUUCAGAAACGUGUACACUCUUGACUAAGCAGAGAAUACUGAACAAAAAUGUAUUGUGCAUUUCAUAAGAACAAGCUUCAAUGCUAUGACUUGUCUGAAGAUACAAAUCUGAGACAGAGAUAACAAAAUACUUUGAACACUAGCAUUUAUUACUCUAUGUGUACCUCAACUAAUAUUUUAUGCAAUAGCUUGAUGUAUAUAUAGGAAUCAUACUACUUUAUUAUAGAGACCAGCUACGGUAAGUAUUUCAAAAUUUUAACAAUUUUUAGGGUACAUACAAAUGAGGUCAGUAAAGAACAAGCCCGGUGAGCAAGACUAAAAUCUCCGUCUAUGCCUUGUUCCCGUCAUGUCUUUAUACAUGUGGAGUAAAAACGUAAAUAGUGCACCCUAAACUUUUAAAACUAUCAUUUGGGGUAUGAAAUUAUAAUGAAACAAAAAAUUUCCAUAAUGGGCCUUUCAUUGUACAAACAUAAAAAUAUUGGUGUCUUUGUUCCAAUAUUUUAAAAAUGUCAGGAAAUUAUUAUUUUUUUCUGUACAGGUACAAGACUUUUUACUGAAAAAUGGAAAUGAAAUUCCAAUUAUUUAAACAUAUCUUGUGUAUUGGCCAGUAACAUCAGUAAUAAAAUUAAAAGAAUCAAGAAUUGCAUUAUGAGGUGUUGUAACCAUCCGUUUGGUAAGAAGUCAUUUGUACUAGUGAAUCACAAGAUUUAUUUUUUGUUUGAUGUGACAAUACUGUACCUUAAAUAAGAUUAUCUUAAAACUCAGUCUAAAUAGUCUAAUUAUGCAAUGAGUCUUGAAUGUUUAAUACACUAGCAGUGUGUUGGUUCAUUUAUUUUGUAUAUAUAGUAUUUAUUUUAAUUGCAUUUCACAAAAUUUGUGUUCCAUAGAAUUUAUGUAAAAAGUUCAUGAUAGAAAAUAAGUCUGCAAUAAUAGACUAGUUUUGUCUUUUUUUUUCUUCCCCUUUUCAUGUAAAAAGCCCAAACAAACUAAUCUUAUAGAAUGGCCAUUGAAAAUGUCAAGGUUGUUGAUAAUUAAAUGAGAAAAAAGUAGAAUUGUUAAGAAGUGAUGAACAAAUCAGAUUAAUAGUUGAUGUUAGUUUGGACAAUUAAUUUGUUUUCUAUCUAGCUCUGACAACAUUCCAUAUGUUAUUUAUUUAUAACCUUUCUAAUUUGUACUUGUAAACUCUGAUAUCUAUAUAACAAAACUUUGUAUAUCUCCAACAUUCCUAAUAACUUCUAUAACAGAGUGCCUUUUUGUUUACAUGUUUUCAUGUGCAAUGUAUUUUAGAUUUGAGCACAUUGUCUUGUUUUGUUUAGUUAUACAUUCCAUAUCUGACAGACUACUGACUAUUUUGUUUAGUUAUACAUUCCAUAUUUGACAGACUACUGACUGAGUCCAUUUCUCUCCUCCACACCAACUGUCCUGACUACUGCUCCAGAACAUUUUUUUCAUACCAUAUUUUGGUUUUCUAGACUUGAAUUUGACUUUAGAGUAAUUGUACUUAGUUGCUGAACAAUGAUGACAUUAACUCUGUUACAAUAAUCAUGUUAUCUCUUUGUUAUAAUAUUUCUAUAUUUAAAUUGGAAUAAAAAUAUAUCUAACUCAA